AAAAAAUCUAUACAAUUUACAAGUUUUAUUGAGGAUCGUUUGGAGUUUUUUUUCGGUUUAUCUGGUGAAGCUAUCUCUCACGUUAAGAUUUCAGUAGUCAAUCCUAUUGGUGUCAGACUUUCUUUAGAAAAUGACCGAAAGUGAUUGUGAGCCUGAUUUUACUGAUCCUGAAGGAAAACUAAUUUCAACAACUGAAAAUGAAGCAACUGAUGAACAGAUAGACUCGGAAACCUACCAUCGACUGCCAUCGUAUCGGAGGAACUACACUGAAGCUGAUCUCUAUCCAACGGAGAAAGAUCCACGCUGCGAUCCAGAAUGUUCAUUGUCAUACUACUGGCCUGUAUAUGUUAGCAACCUUAGGGUUUUAGCGAUAAACGCAACAUUUAAAGAGGUGUCCGAAUACUUUGCUUACAAAGGUUUGCUAGUGAAAGCAGUUUUGCUUCGCGGGAUGACCGAUGAGCUUUACAGAGAAUGCCAAUAUGAGUACAAAAUCGUGGAUUUAUUGGUUUACUUCACCAGUAAGAAGGAUGCCGAGGACGCGAUCAGGUAUUGUAAUCGCGAGACGUAUUAUGGGAGCCGGUUGAACGUCCUGUCUGGUAGAGACCCAGAUUAUUUUGAUAACGAACGCAGCUUCAGAAUAAAGCAAUUGUCCAGCUCGAGUCUGUACAAAACAGAAGAUUUUUAUGAACGCCCUCUUUCCAGAUAUGGCAAGGUAGAGCUAUUGAUUCGACAUACCCCCACCGAGUUUGUGGUUCAAUUUGUCAGUAAGGCUGAUAUGAUUUCCAGCUUAUGUCAGAUGAAUAAAUUUGUCAUGACACCUUUGACUGGGCCUACCCGAAAGCAGAGAUACCUUGAGGAGGAUGUCAAGACACUACUCCAUAAGCGAAUUCGUUUCGAAAACUUUUUGGAAAUGCGACCAGAGGAACAUAUAAUGCAGGCACUUCGCGAAGGUAAACAACCGCAGGUUAGUUUAAGGUGGCAGAAAUAUUUAAAACCACUGAUGUCGCGAAGGCAAGUUAAAAAGCUGGCGACUUCCAAAAAAUAUUUAGAGCGAGUGAAAAUGAUUCGAAAUGAACGUAAGCUACUUGGACAGAAUACCCAAUACACUCCAACCGAAAGCACGCGGACCAAGUUGCUAGAAAUUGAGGAAAAUGCUCAAAAUUUUCUACAAAAGAUGGGUGUGAAUCCCGCAGAUCGAAUUCCCUGCCAUAUUCUCGCCAGGGUCGAUAAAUGAAGCAUACAAUUUCUAAAAGGCGUGCGGUUCAAACGUUCCAAAACGCUUCGAAAAAGGUUCCCUGAUUUGUGCUUCAGUAUCAGUGCGAAUUAAAAAAUAUAUAUGUCUAGUUUGUAGUUUGCAUCCUAGGUAAAAUACAUAAUAUAUUGUAGUAAAA
Topomyia yanbarensis is the source of this 1391-nucleotide messenger RNA. RefSeq lists its product as uncharacterized. The coding region runs from base 131 to 1234 and encodes 367 amino acids. Gene Ontology annotation, molecular function: nucleic acid binding. NCBI's taxonomy places the organism in Eukaryota, Metazoa, Arthropoda, Insecta, Diptera, Culicidae. The transcript has a single exon. The record is from RefSeq and is a predicted model, not a curated record.